GGGACCGGGAACGGGACCGGGAAAGGGAAGCUUCCCCCGGGGAUUUGACUCCUCCGGGAUGCGGCUCUCUCUCCGGAGCGCGGUUCCCCUGCUCCUUGUCCCUGUUGAAGGUGUCACACGUUUGGAAGUAUCGGCGUCACGGAUGGGGCUGGCUCCUUKCAGGGGAUCAUGAAGAGGCCACUGGAUCCAGUGUAUCCUGACCUCCUCUGCACAUCUAUUGGGAUAAAAGCUGCAGGAUUUGCUGUCCCUACUKGCAUGGGCUCCUUGGUCUGUUGCUGUGGCUCUUAUUUUCCUAUUCAGCAUUUUCUUGGUAGGACGAUGGUGCUUUGUUUCCUGAGCAGAGCCCUACCACGUGUGAGGCACUCACCCAGCCUUCUGGGGAGACGGCUCUGCUCAGCCAGCACAGAGAAGCCAGUGCUGACUUUAUUCACCAAGAAACCAUGCCCUCUGUGUGAUGAAGCCAAAGAAGUUCUUGAGCCAUACAAGAGAAGGUUUAUUCUGCAGGAGGUGGAUAUCACCCUUCCGGAGAAYUCGGCGUGGUAUGACAAAUACAAAUACGACAUUCCUGUUUUUCACUUGAAUGGGAAGUUCCUAAUGAAGCAUCGAGUGGACCUUCAGAAGUUUGAGGACUGGCUCACAAAGCUGGAGCUGCAAAGUGGUGGAAGCCAGUGAAGGAAAUGCAGCUGGUGUGGAUCUCAAAGUUGAAAUGUACUGUGGACUGUGGAAAAAAAGUAUUCAUCAUCUGGCCUUAAGUUUCUUAAAACAAAUGGUAUUCRAGUUCAAAAUCUGCAGUGGCUUGUGCUGUGUUUUGUGUUUAACACCCAGCCCAGCUGCACCAGGAGCCUCCUUUUCAUUUGCUGUUCUUG
Molecule: messenger RNA, 866 nt
Organism: Malurus melanocephalus (red-backed fairy wren)
Lineage: Eukaryota; Metazoa; Chordata; Aves; Passeriformes; Maluridae
Gene: CUNH5orf63
Product: chromosome unknown C5orf63 homolog
Exons: 5
Coding region: 169-672 (167 amino acids)
Source: RefSeq, a predicted model, not a curated record